Molecule: messenger RNA, 1006 nt
Organism: Manihot esculenta (cassava)
Lineage: Eukaryota; Viridiplantae; Streptophyta; Magnoliopsida; Malpighiales; Euphorbiaceae
Product: protein FATTY ACID EXPORT 2, chloroplastic
Exons: 3
Coding region: 54-815 (253 amino acids)
Cellular component (GO): membrane
Source: RefSeq, a predicted model, not a curated record
AGGCAAAAGCCGAAUAGCGGAACCAAAAUGGCCGAAACUGAGUAACCAACCAAAUGGCGGAGUCGGUGAUUGGCGUUGUGUCUCAGUCUUCGUUGCUGGUUCUAGAGCAUUCUAAGUUUGGAGUUCCAACUCAUGCUAAUCCGUCUUCGUUCGUGCGCCUGCAGCAAUCUUCUAGCCAGAAGGGAAACUACCGAUUCGUUGUUUCUUCUGGUAAGCAUUUGAAGCCGAUUUUCGCUGCUAGGGUUGUCUCUUCAGGUCUUGAAUCGUCUACGCUCGUUACCGAUAAUGUUGAUUUGUCAACGGAGGGUAUCGAGAUUGAACCGGAUUCUGGAGGUGGUGAUGAUGGUUACGGUGAUACAGGAGGUCGCGGCGGCGGCGGCGGUGGUGGUGAUAAUAGCGGAGGACAAGGAGGAGGUGGUGGUGAUGAUCAGAGUAACGAAGGUGAAGGAGGAUCAUCGGAGGGUAGCGGCGGUGAGAAGAGGAAGAUGGCAUUGUCUAUGUCUCAGAAGCUUACUCUUGGUUAUGCUGCCCUUGUUGGAAUGGGUGGUGUAAUGGGCUAUGUGAAGAGUGGCAGCCAGAAAUCACUUUUGGCUGGAGGACUUGCUGCUUCAAUACUUUAUUAUGUUUACACACAGCUUCCUACACAUCCUCUUUAUGCCUCGUCUAUAGGGCUUGGUGUGUCUUCUGUACUCGUGGGAGUGAUGGGGUCUCGUUUCUUGAGGUCAAAAAAGAUACUUCCUGCUGGUGUGGUAUCUCUUGUUUCGUUGGUAAUGACUGGUGGCUACAUUCAUGGAAUUAUGCGCACUAUGCACUGAAACAUGCUUAAUAUAAUUCUGAGACAUAUGGUUAAUAAGUUGGCUUCAGUUGGCCGUCGUCUCAUAUUGUAGUUAAUGUUAGUUUUCUGUUUUCUUUUUGUUUUGGCAUGUAAACUCUGUGCAUUACUAUGCAGAGCUAAGUUCGGAAUUUUCUGCUUUUUAUGGAUAAAAUUAUGCAGCUACUUUUCUCA